AUGGGGGGUCAAAGGGGAGAGGGGGAGGGGAAUAGCCCUCCAUUCCAAAGCCUCAACCUACGCCCGUUGCGGGUUGGCGACUUUCUUCACGAGGUUAAUAAGCCGUCUACCAGUGAAUGCUCGAACGGGGAUGGCCCUUCUCCCCAUUGA
This is a messenger RNA of Colletotrichum abscissum, 150 nucleotides long. RefSeq lists its product as uncharacterized. The record is from RefSeq and is a predicted model, not a curated record. The transcript has a single exon. NCBI's taxonomy places the organism in Eukaryota, Fungi, Ascomycota, Sordariomycetes, Glomerellales, Glomerellaceae. Bases 1 to 150 code for a protein of 49 amino acids.